Molecule: messenger RNA, 4093 nt
Organism: Bombina bombina (fire-bellied toad)
Lineage: Eukaryota; Metazoa; Chordata; Amphibia; Anura; Bombinatoridae
Gene: NTAQ1
Product: N-terminal glutamine amidase 1
Exons: 6
Coding region: 264-698 (144 amino acids)
Cellular component (GO): nucleus; cytosol
Molecular function (GO): protein-N-terminal asparagine amidohydrolase activity; protein-N-terminal glutamine amidohydrolase activity
Source: RefSeq, a predicted model, not a curated record
CGUUAACCUCACUGGUGUGACUGUGAGCAACAGGGUGACGGGGGAGGGCUAUGGAGCAGACAACCUGUGCAGCUCCUGUGCUCCCAGACCGCAGUGAGUGCCUGUAUACAAACUGCUACUGUUUCCAAAGAACUAAAAUUAAUCAGGAAUUAUUUUUUUUCUAAAGUGAAGAAAAUGUCUGGAAGCUCUGUGAAUACAUCAGAAAUCAUGCUCCAUGUUCUUUGGAAGAAUUUUCUGCUGUAUUUAUAUCCAAUGAAAACAAAAUGAUUCCGAUAUGGAAGCAACAAUCAGGAAAAGGUGAUGAUCCUGUAAUAUGGGAUUAUCAUGUGUUAUUACUACACAUCUCCAGUGGGAAGCAGAAUUUUAUUUAUGAUCUAGACACAAUGCUACCUUUUCCAUGUUCUUGCGAUAUAUACGUACGAGAAGCUCUCAAAUCUGAUCGCAAUAUCCAUGUUAACUUUAGAAGGAAAUUGAGGGUUGUAGGAGCUGACGAGUUUCUGAGAACAUUUGCUUCAGACAGAUCCCACAUGAAAGAUUCCAGCAGUAACUGGACAAAACCCCCACCGCCAUAUCCAUGUAUCCAAACUACAGAAUCAACCAUGAACCUUGGUGAUUUUAUAAGCAUGGACCCUCAGGUUGGAUGGGGCGCUGUUUACACUCUGGAAGACUUUACCAAAAAGUUCAGCCCAUUGGCUUGAUUUCUGAGAUGUUCACCCUUAUAAAUGUUACUAGAUCUUAUGUUGCCCAAAAAGAAAUACAUAACUGUUAUGUGAAACACACCUAGCUUCCACUUCACAUAACUUGUUUAUCUUAUCCUUAAGCUUCACUGCUAAGCUGAAUUCAUUUGCCUAAUGCCAUGAUAACACCAUUAUAUUAAACAUUGGAAACUAAGCUCACUGAACGUAAAGGGGUAUAAAGAACUUUUACUUUUGUACCACGCUCCCUAAAGGCCAAAAAGCAAAAUCCGUAACUUAGGUUUUCAAAAUGCUUUGAAUGAACUAAACCAGCUAUUUAUUUUGUAGGUUACAGAAUUUGAAUUUCAGCAUCCCUAGGGAGUGUCUGAUAAAGCACAUAUUUUUACACAAAAGCAAGAGGCUUUUAAAGGGAAAUUAAACCCAAAUGUUGAAGCACUGGAAAGUGAUGCAGCAUAUUUGUAAAAAGCUGACAAAAAAAUAUCACAUGAACAUCUCUAAGUAAAAAAGGAAGAUAUUUUACCUCAAAAUGUCCUCAGUAGCCACUUCCUAUUGUAAAAGGACUUUAAGCAGCCAAUCAGGAUCCCAGACCCAGCACUUGCAAUGAAGUGGGCAUCUGGCAUGUGCAGGCACAGUCAUUUUAUUUCCCUGCUCAUUUUAAGGAAGUUUACUAUAAUUUCAGUAAAGCAAAGCAUUGCCUCAGCAGUGCUGAUGCUGACUGGCUUUUGUUUUAUUUUUUUCAACAUACAGCUGGACAGUAGCUGUAGAAUAACUGUUCACAUAGCGCUUACUCUUGUGAGCUGAAGAAAAUUUGAGGUUAAAUAUCUUCCUUAUUUACAUAGAGAUGUUAAUGUGAUAUUUUCUUGUCGGCUUAAUGUCCUUUUAAAGCAUAAACUUUAUUUUUUUAAUUCUAAUAUACAUAAUUGUGAAUGUCACCAGCAGAGUUUACCUGUUAGAGAAAUAAUUUAGAUUUUCUAAAAAAGAACAAAAUAUCAUCGAUUCUAUACAUUUUGAAGCACAAUUUUAUUAUAAUAAUAUUAUUUUGCUUUGGAGUAAUUUGUUUAACCCCUUAAUGACCACAUCACUUUUCCAUUUUCUGUCCGUUUGGGACCAAGGCUAUUUUUACAUUUUUGCGGUGUUUGUGUUUAGCUGUAAUUUUCCUCUUACUCAUUUACUGUACCCACACAUAUUAUAUACCGUUUUUCUCGCCAUUAAAUGGACUUUCUAAAGAUACCAUUAUUUUCAUCAUAUCUUAUAAUUUACUAUAAAAAAAAAUAUAAAAUAUGAGGAAAAAUUGAAAAAAAAAUACACUUUUUCUAACUUUGACCCCCAAAAUCUGUUACACAUCUACAACCACCAAAAAACUCCCAUGCUAAAUAGUUUCUAAAUUUUGUCCUGAGUUUAGAAAUACCCAAUGUUUACAUGUUCUUUACUUUUUUUGCAAGUUAUAGGGCCAUAAAUACAAAUAGCACUUUGCUAUUUCCAAACCAUUUUUUUUUCAAAAUUAGCGCUAGUAACAUUAGAACACUAAUAUCUUUCAAGAAUCUCUGAAUAUCCAUUGACAUAUAUAUAUUUUUUUUUAGUAGACAUCCCAAAGUAUUGAUCUAGGCCCAUUUUUGUAUAUUUCAUGCCACCAUUUCACCGCCAAAUGCGAUCAAAUAAAAAAAAUUGUUCACUUUUUCACAAAUUUUUUCACAAACUUUAGGUUUCUCACUGAAAUUAUUUACAAACAGCUUGUGCAAUUAUGGCACAAAUGGUUGUAAUUUGUUCUCUGGGAUCCCCUUUGUUCAGAAAUAGCAGACUUAUAUGGCUUUGGUGUUGCUUUUUGGUAAUUAGAAUGCCACUAAAUGCCACUGCGCACCACACGUGUAUUAUGCCCAGCAGUGAAGGGGUUAAUUAGGGAGCAUGUAGGGAGCUUUUUGGGGUAAUUUUAGCUUUAGUGUAGUGUAGUAGACAACCCCAAGUAUUGAUCUAGGCCCAUUUUGGUAUAUUUCAUGCCACCAUUUCACCGCCAAAUGCGAUCAAAUUAAAAAAACCGUAACAUUUUUCACAAUUUUAGGUUUUUCACUGAAAUCAUUUACAAACAGCUUGUGCAGUUAUGGCACAAAUGGUUGUAAAUGCUUCUCUGGGAUCCCCUUUGUUCAGAAAUAGCAGACAUAUAUGGCUUUGGCGUUGCUUUUUGGUAUUUAGAAGGCCGCUAAAUGCCGCUGCGCAUCACACGUGUAUUAUAGCUAGCAGUGAAGGGGUUAAUUAGGUAGCUUGUAGGGAGCUUGCAGGGUUAAUAUCACAUUUAGUGUAGAGCUCAGCCUCCCACCUGAAACAUCAGACCCCCUGAUCCCUCCUAAACAGCUCUCUUCCCUCCCCCACCCCACAAUUGUCCCCGCCAUCUUAAGUACUGGCAGAAAGUCUGCCAGUACUAAAAUAAAAGCUAUAUUUGUUUUUUUGUGUGUUUUUAAAAAAGCAUAUUUACAUAUGCUGCUGUGUACUAUCCCCCCUUAGCCCCUAACCUCACUGAUCCCCCCCCAAACAGCUCUAUAACCCUCCCACUCUAACUUAAUCUGCGCCAUCUUGGGUACUGGCAGCUGUCUGCCAGUACCCAGUUUAGAAGAAAACAUGCUUUUUUUUCAUUUUUACAAUUUUUUUCUGUAGUGUAGCUUCCCCCCCACACCAAACCAACCCCCCACCCCUCCACGAUCUCUUUUUGUGCUUUUGCACAAACAAGAUUUGGGCAUUUCUUACUAAAGAUAUUUUCCGUAGUGUAGCGGUUCCCACCCGCUCCCGCCCAUGCACGCGCCCGCCCGCCACCCUCCGUGCACGCGCGCGCGCCCGCGCGCACCCCCUAACGUUCCCGCCCCCGAUCCCGCCUCCCUUGACUUCACAGCGCACACCGAUGGCCGCCCACCCGCCUCCCAAGCCGGCUCCCACCCACCAACGAUACCGGCCAUCGAUGUCCGGUGCAGAGAGGGCCACAGAGUGGCUUUCUCUGCACCGGAAGGCCAUGUAAGGUUAUUGCAGGAUGCCUCCAUAUCGAGGCAUCACUGCAAUAACCGGAAAGCAGCUGGAAGCGAGCAGGAUCGCUUCCAGCUGCUUUCCACACAGAGGACGUGCAGGGUACGUCCUCAGGCGUUAACUACCUUUUUUUUGAGGACGUACCCUGCACGUCCUCGGUCAUUAAGGGGUUAAGCAUUGAGUUUAACUCGGUUAUAACAGUUUUUACUGUUCCUUUUUUUUUUUUUUUUUUUUUUUUUACAUUCUUGUUGACAUUUUAUAUUUUGCUCUGAGGGGCCAUCGGCAAUAAACAUUUAUUUUAUAGCUUAAGGAAUGUAAGUUUAACUUAUUGUUGUGUUUGAAAUCUGACAUUUUGAUAUGCAAAAAAAAAAUAAAAAAAAAUAUUUAACAUU